AUGGCGGUGACGGUGCUGUCGAAGGUGCUACUGGCUGCCGUUUUGGUGCUGUGGGCGACCGAUGAUGUACUGGCCAGCGGUGAUGCUUUCGGCACGGCCUUGCAAACACGUCUGGGUUGUUUGAACCCGCUGGCCAAGGCCAACUACCGCAGCUUGCGCGCCGAAGCUCGGGCCGUGGCGCUCGACCAUCUCCUCGAUUUCGCCGGCACCUGCGACCAGCUGGCGUUUGCUGACUUUGAUGUCACCGGUCAGGAGAGCAGAAUCAUCAGCAACAGAGGGCCCGGCGCGCUGGUAUGCACCAAUCCCUCGGAUUUGAUUGCCUGGGGUGAAUCUGCGCCAGAUUUGUGCCAUGACGUCCGAUCGCUCAUACCUUUAUGCUCGACAUCACGAUGGCGUGCAACAGAUACCUGCACUGCAGACGACCUCGAGCCCAAUAGCUAUGCCAGCCCAUACGCCCUGGACGAUCUGCCUGCUGCUUUGAGCGACCUCUCGCUAUGUGAUGGCCCUGAUGCCUAUGCCAUCAGCGUUUGUCCGAGCUGCAAGGUCACUGUGUCCGUGACCUACGUUGCUGGACCGGGUAGCCUCAGCCUCGGCCUAUUUGACAGCCAGGUGAAUGCCUAUGCCGCUCAGACCCAGGGUAGUGGUGGAUCAGCCCAGAUUGUCUUUACCAAUUGGGCGACCAGCACCCGCGAGAUGUCCAUUGACGUCUACGGCAGCUUUGCGGGGACCUAUGCCCUCUCUGCCGCCAUCGAGGCGGAUAGCGGCACCCGCCCCACCACAACCACGCCCGCCCCUUGCACCGCAGACAGCUUUGAGCCCAACGGCUAUGCCAGUCCAUACGCGCUGUCGGGCUCGAGCACGAAUGCCUCUGAUCUGACGCUUUGCGGCGAGGCCGACUCGUACAGCUUUUCCUUAUGUCCCGGUUGCUAUGCUCAUGCCCGCGUCGAGUUUGAUCGCUCAUAUGGCAACAUCGACAUUGGCUUUUUCUCCGGCACUACCGCCGCGUACGUCGCUCAGGGCGCGGGUACAGGCGACUACGAGGAGGUUGGCUACAUCAACCCCACAGGCUCGACCAUCAACCUGCAGCUUGAUGUAUACGGGAGCUUCAGCCGAACCUACAGCCUGGUCUUUACCAUUGCCAGCGAGGGACCCCCUGGCAAGACGACCAGCACGACUGCACCCUGUCUUCCAGAUGCUCUCGAACCCAGUAGCUUCAGCGACCCGUAUGCUCUAACUGGAAACAACCUAUCGUUUGCCGACCUGACGCUCUGUGGCGUCCAGGACUCGUACAGCAUCAACGUGCCCAGUGGUGAGGCCAUUACUGUGCAGGUCAACUUUGACAAUGUGCAAGGCGGCAUCAACCUGGGCUUGUUCAACCCAAACACCAACACGUACGCAGCCGAGGGCCGUAGCGCCAUUGGUCGUGUCUGGCUGCAAUAUACCAACGCUGGCACUGCCCGCACGUUCAACAUUGAUGUUUACGGCAGCAACCGAGGGUCGUACACGCUCAGCGUUGUGGUUGCACCGCCUCCCACCACCACGACGCCACCCGCAACCACCACCACUACUGCAGCUUCAAGCUCCAGUACACAGUCAUCGACCACGGUGGCACCCACCAGCACCUCCACCAGCUCCCCUGGGACCUCCACAACUUCUGCCGACCCGACCACCACGGCAACAGACGUGACCACGUCUCCUUCCUCGACGUCAUCAUCCUCAACUAUUUCAUCAUCAACAACGUCUGGUGCUUCAACAGGCCCAGGGUCCUCUCCCACCACAUCAUUGCCAGGUUCAACCACCACGGCGUCAGCAACGAUGACGCAGGGCUCGACCUCAGCCACCACCAUAGCCUCUGCAACUACGGCUCCCUCGACCGCGUCCACCACAGCUGCUACGACGGCCUCUCCGACUACCGCAACGACCCCCGCGACCACGACCGAUGCGACGGCCCCGUCGACCACGACCACCUCAUUGCUCACAUCAACAGGCUCUUACUCGAGCGCACCGCUGACGUGUCCGGACAGCUACGAGCCUAAUAACCGCCCCAGUGAAGCCUAUCUCGUUUCAAACGGCUUCACCGCCGAGGGCAUCAGCCUGUGCGAGGAAGACGUGGACAUGUAUCGCCUUGAAGUGUGUGCAGGCGGCUCUGUCAGCAUCCAAGUGAGCUUUAGCCAUGCCCAGGGCGAUUUGGAUGCACGUCUGUGGGCCGAUGGCCAGGUCGUUGCCACGGGCUACUCUACCUCUGAUUCGGAGCAACUCGAGUACACAGAGGCUCCAGAUCACGUUCCACAAACGCUCGUUUUGGAAGUUUUUGGCGUCAAAGGCGCUGCUAAUGCCUAUAGCCUGACAGUGCAUGUCACGGGCUGUGAAUGCACAUGCCCACCUGACUCGCGACGCCGAGGUACACGCCUUACGACCUACCGCGUGCCUGCCACGCGCGUUGUCGGCGCUUGUCCUGAUUACGUCCCCAGCAUCUGUCUCGCGCCACGCGACGACGAGACAUCGCCUCUCACCCUCGACCUGGAAGUGAAUCGCGUCGGCCAGAAGCAAUAUGCCCACGUUGCCUCGUCACCCCAGCUCCAGGGCGACAACCUGUGCUGGAGCCAUCCCCUUGCACUUCAACACCGUGAUCGCUUCCAAUUUGUCCUUAAAAACCCCGAGGGCGUUCGCUAUUGGGUCAGCUUCCCAGACGAUACCAUCAACUGCUCCUAG
Molecule: messenger RNA, 2712 nt
Organism: Monosiga brevicollis MX1
Lineage: Eukaryota; Choanoflagellata; Craspedida; Salpingoecidae
Exons: 2
Coding region: 1-2712 (903 amino acids)
Source: RefSeq, a predicted model, not a curated record